Messenger RNA from Penicillium argentinense, 264 nucleotides. RefSeq lists its product as uncharacterized. The transcript has 2 exons. The record is from RefSeq and is a predicted model, not a curated record. NCBI's taxonomy places the organism in Eukaryota, Fungi, Ascomycota, Eurotiomycetes, Eurotiales, Aspergillaceae. Bases 1 to 264 code for a protein of 87 amino acids.
AUGUUCCUUCCAGAUGGUAUUUAUCAACAACACUCUUCGGUUUCGUUCGCGCGAAAGGGUCCGGCGCCCAAGGAUGAUACCCACCCUCAAAUGGGUGAUCAUGAAGACCCUCCAAAGCUAAAGAUAGACAAGGGCUUUAAUGGUGACUCGUCUCAGAAGCAAAAAACCGACGCCAGCACGUUCUACGAAUACGGGGUGAAGGAUCUAUUUUCCCCAGUGGUUUUCCAUCUAAGUGCCUUCGGUAUCUUGUGGAGCAGAUUCUAG